Molecule: messenger RNA, 4487 nt
Organism: Cucurbita pepo subsp. pepo (vegetable marrow)
Lineage: Eukaryota; Viridiplantae; Streptophyta; Magnoliopsida; Cucurbitales; Cucurbitaceae
Product: putative lysine-specific demethylase JMJ16
Biological process (GO): regulation of gene expression; chromatin remodeling
Cellular component (GO): chromatin; nucleus
Molecular function (GO): histone H3K4me/H3K4me2/H3K4me3 demethylase activity
Source: RefSeq, a predicted model, not a curated record
GGCACCAAAUUGAUGACUAAUCCCUAGUCUUCAUCUGAAACAAAAAACCAAAACGACGUAUUUUUUUCCCCUUUCGUUCUUUCUUUGUGGAGAUUAUUACUUUAAUUAAACCCAGAAGAAAACCAUGGAAAAAGGGCAUUUAAUCUAUUACCUAUAUAUGGUUUACCCCUUUUGAGUUAGGGUUUUUUCCUACAAGUUUCUGAAAUGUCUGGGAUUCUGUUUUUUUGUUCAUUCAUAUCCAUUUCAAUUCUUGUACUUCAUUAAUUUUCCUUCCGGAUUUACCCUUCUCCACUGUCUUGGCUGCUUAGGGAAGCUACUAAUUGUUCUUUUUUAUUCAUAUUCUCUGGAAUUUUCAUGGAUUCUUGGUGAAUUUUCGUGGAUUCGAUUGUUUAGGGCAUACCCUGAAAGGGGUCUUGCUGGAUUCUUCUGGGUUGCAUUUUCUGCUUGGGAAUUGGAGAACAGUGAUGAAUGAUAUGGUGGUACUAGAUACGGUUUUUCUUACACGUGACAUAGUUGCUCUAGUUUCGGGACUGUGAUAUGGGGACAGAGCUUAUACGAGUUUCUGUGGAAGAAGAUAGUGAUGACUUUCCAUCAGUUCCACCAGGUUUCGAGUCAUAUAUAUCAUUUCCUCUAGGGAAAGUGCACAAUCAUGAAAAAGCUCACGUCCCAGUUAGUUUGCCGACCAUCUCCGAGUCACAACCAGUUAAAGUGGAAACUGAGGUAGAAAUUGCCGAUGUUCCAAAAGUAACAAGGGCCCUCCGACGUAAACCAUGUAUAAACUACAGACAAUUUGAGUACUGUUCCGACGACAAGCUUGAUACUAAGCGCGUUGAUCAGAAUUUUUCGUCAAGGCCGCCUCUUUCGAAGGGGGUCAUCCGUGGAUGUCCUCAAUGUAAUAAUUGCCAAAAGGUUGUUGCGAGAUGGCGUCCAGAAGAAUCCUGCCGGCCGGACCUUGAGGCCGCUCCUGUGUUUUACCCAAAUGAAGAGGAAUUUGAAGAUACUUUGACAUAUAUAGCAAGCAUACGAACAAAAGCAGAACCAUAUGGGAUUUGUCGUAUUGUCCCGCCAUCUUCUUGGAAACCUCCAUGCCCGCUGAAGCAGAAACAUAUUUGGGAGAAUUCUAAAUUUGCAACUCGUGUCCAAAGGAUCGAUAAGCUUCAGAAUCGGGAUUCAAUAAGAAAGAACUUUAGAGUUUGCAAUCAAAUGAGACGGAAAAGGAGGAGGGUUAAUCGAAAGGGGGUUGAUGUUACCACCUUAAAUGGAAAAAAUGAAGAUGCGGGGUCUCGUGCGACAGAAAGAUUUGGAUUUGAUCCUGGUACAGAUUUUACUUUAGAAUCGUUUAAAAAAUAUGCCGAUGACUUUAAGUCUCAGUAUUUUAGUAAACCACUCCAUGAUACCGCUAAGGGAUGUAAUCCCUCCAUGCUGCAAGAGAACGAGCAUUGGAAACCGUCUGUGGAAAAUAUUGAGGGUGAAUAUUGGCGGAUGGUAGAGAAGCCAACGGAAGAGAUCGAGGUGCUCUAUGGGGCUGAUUUAGAAACUGGAGAGUUCGGCAGCGGUUUUCCGAAGAGUUGCUGUCAAGAGGGCUAUACAUCAGAUGACGAUAAGUAUGUAAAAUCUGGCUGGAACCUGAAUAACUUUCCGAAGCUUCCCGGUUCGGUCCUUAGCUAUGAGAGCAGUAAUAUAUCUGGAGUCUUGGUACCAUGGCUGUAUAUUGGGAUGUGCUUUUCGUCCUUUUGCUGGCACGUUGAAGAUCACCACCUCUACUCUCUGAAUUACUUGCACUGGGGAGAUCCCAAAGUAUGGUACGGAGUUCCAGGAAACGGUGCCGGUAAAUUAGAAGAGGCUAUGAGAAAGCAUUUACCUGAUCUCUUCGACGAACAACCCGAUUUACUUCAUAAAUUGGUUACGCAACUUUCUCCGUCCAUACUGAAAUCUGAGGGUGUACCUGUAUAUAGGUGUAUUCAGAAUCCUGGAGAGUUUGUUUUGACCUUCCCUCGUGCAUACCAUUCGGGAUUCAACAGUGGUUUCAAUUGUGCCGAGGCAGUUAAUGUAGCUCCGGUUGACUGGUUGCCCCAUGGUCAAAUCGCCGUAGAAUUAUAUCGUGAGCAGGGACGAAGAACUACUAUUUCCCACGAUAAACUAUUGCUCGGUGCAGCGAGGGAAGCUGUGAGAGCACACUGGGAGCUUAAUUUACAGAAAAGAAACACUUUGGAUAACUUAAGAUGGAAUAAUGUUUGUGGAAAAGAUGGAGUCCUAGCAAGAGCAUUCAAGACACGUGUUGAGCUGGAGUGUGCACGGAGGAACAUUCCGUGCAGUUCUUCUCGGGCAAUGAAGAUGGAAAGCAACUUUGAUGCCUCUAAUGAGAGGGAAUGCAGUUCAUGCCUCUUUGACUUGCAUCUAUCUGCAGUUGGGUGCCGUUGUUCACCAGAUAAGUAUGUGUGCUUGAAUCAUGCAAACCAGUUGUGUUCUUGUGCAUGGGAAGAGAAAUUUUUUCUCUUUCGUUAUGAUAUCAGUGAAUUGAACAUACUUCUUGAAGCAUUGGAAGGAAAGUUAAGUGCAAUAUACAGGUGGGCUAGGCAGGAUCUCGGUUUGGCGCUUAGUUCAUCGAGGGAGUUGAAUUCUCAAUCAUCAACCAAGUCGUUCGUGAAUUCUCGGUUGGAAGAUUUCUUGAUUCGAUCUUCAUUAUUGCCAACUCUAACUGCUAUUGACAGCCCGUCUCACCGUGCCGAAAAGGUAUCCGAAGUUACUGCUUCAUAUCUAGAAGAUAAGAAGGUAGUUUCUACACUUAAUGGAUCUGGGAAGGAAGUCGAGCAGAAAAAUCGUAAAUCUGAGGUGAAAAGCGAAAACCAUGAACUCGUGUCAACCAAUACAAAUGCUCUGAAUUUGGUAGAAGCGAAAAGUCGAAUGCAUAAAACGUGUCCUGAAAAUGUCAUUCUACUAAGUGAUGAUGAAGGCGAUGAGUAUAAGAAGACGAUUUCAAAUGGUUUAGCUGAAAGUUCCGAUCGGUUCGCUGAGGUUGAUUCUAAGGCUAGCCUGUGCAACUACAAUGAAAAUGCAAUCUUGCGUACCCCGGUGACCGAUGCAACAACCAUGGUCGAAAAGGAAGACAGGACAUCGAAUAGUUGUCAAUCGAGCGUUGAACCUUUAAAUAAUAAACAGUCUCCAAACGCGGUUAGAAAUGCAGCUAAUGCCGUUCAGAACAAUAGUUUUUCAGAAGUCGGAUUAGGUCAUAGUAAUAUAUUAUUUCGAGCUUCAACGGACACUGAUUCUCAAAAACCACAAAUGUGUAGCUCUGGAAAACCGAUCGAGGCUAAGCCGGGAAACGUCGGAACAAGCGCUACUUCUUGUGCUAAUGUGGACAGAUUCUUGAGGCAAAAGGGUCCUCGAAUGGCGAAGGUCGUUCGGAGGAUUAACUGCAAUGUCGAGCCUUUAGAAUAUGGAAACGUGAUCUCGGGAAAGUCUUGGUCGAACAGUCGGGCCAUUUUUCCAAAAGGAUUUAAGAGCCGGGUCAAGUAUAUAAGCGUUUUAGAUCCGUCAACUGUAUGUUACUACGUUUCUGAAAUUCUCGAUGUUGGACGGGACGGACCUCUUUUCAUGGUUGUUUUGGAGCAUUGUCCAAGUGAGGUAUUCGUUCAUGUUUCUGCUUGCAGAUGUUGGGAGUUGGUUAGAAACCGAGUCAAUCACGAAAUCGCGAAGCAACAUAAGUUGGGUCGAACAAAUCUCCCUCCUCUACAGCCUCCCGGGAGCUUAGAUGGGUUAGAAAUGUUCGGGUUUACCUCACCGGCAAUUGUUCAGGCCAUUGAGGCGAUUGAUCAAAAUCGAGUAUGUUGUGAGUAUUGGGACUCUCGGCCCUAUUCUCGGCCUCGUGUACACAAUCCACAACUAUCUCAGUCGACAGAAAUUAGUCGAAACUUGCAAACAACCGAAAGGAAUCACGAGGCCAAUCCUAGGCCUAGUAGAGUCGAUAUAGUACUUAGGGGAUUGUUGAAGAAGGCAAACCCGGAAGAACUAAACUCACUCUAUACUCUUUUAAAUGAUAAUAGGUCAACAGUUGAUCGAGACGUGCUGACUCUUCUUAACGAAGAGAUUCAAAGUCAUCGCAGAUGAUUCUUCAUUGUUGGUUCAGUAUUUUGAUUCGACUGAACUUAGGGUGGCGGCGUUAAUCAACUGGUGUAAAUACGAGCUGUUGAUAUCAGUAUCGGUAUCAGUAUCAGGUUCUUUCUUGUACAUGCUUCUUUUAGCCUCGUGAUUCUAAGUUCUAACUUCGAGAGGAAAGAACGGGAAGGGAAGUGGGGCGUUCCUCCGAAUCAACAUUCUAUUUAAAGGUUUAGUGUAGAGAGAGAGAGAGAACCUUUGGUUUCAAAUUCAAUAAACCCAAUUGGAUUUACAUCCUUUGGUUCUAUCUAAUUUGGAUUUUGUACAUUGAAAACAAUAGAUUUCAUUGAAUGUAAGCUGAAAUUAUAAACUUUGAGUGAAAUAGUUUGAUU